AUGACACAGUUCAUUCUGAACGAGGCCAAGGACAAAGCCCAAGAUAUUGAAACCAAGGCGUUGCAAGAAGAGAGCAUCGAACGCUUAAAAAUUGUGAACUCCAUGAAGGAAAAAAUUCAGCAGGAUUAUGCCAAAAAAACAAAGCAGAUUGAGACCCAGGCAGCCAUCGAGAGAUCUACUGCCAUCAACAGGUCGAGACUUGAAAAAAUCAAAAGCCGACAGGAGAUGUUGGGACAUUUGCAUGCAGCCUCACAGAAAGAGCUGGCCAAGCGGCUGGAGGACAAGGCCAAACAAAAGCAGUUCAUCACCCAGCUCAUUGUGCAGGGUUUGCUGAUGCUUUUGGAGGACAGCGUAGAGGUUCGAUGUCGCAAAUGCGAUGAGGCACUGGUGGCAGAAUGCAUUGGUGAUGCUGUGAAGGAAUACAGUAAGGUCAUCAAGGACUCCACUGGUGCAUCUAAGAACUGCAAGGUGACAGUGGAUCAGAAAGUUCAGUUGCCCCCAGCGCCGAAUGGCGAUGCUUCGACGCCUUCGUGCUUGGGUGGUGUAGCCAGGGAGACGCAGGCACAAAUUUUGCAGAUGACACAGUUCAUUCUGAACGAGGCCAGAGACAAAGCAGAAGAGAUAGACACCAAGGCGUUGCAGGAAGAGAGCAUUGAACGCUUAAAGAUUGUGAACUCCAUGAAGGAAAAGAUUCAGCAGGAUUAUGCAAGAAAAACAAAGCAAAUUGAGACCCAGGCAGCUAUCGAGAGAUCUACCGCCAUCAACAGGUCGAGACUUGAAAAAAUCAAAAGCCGACAGGAGAUGUUGGCACACUUGCAGGAAGACUCACAGAAGGAGUUGGCCAAGCGGCUUGCGGACAAGGCCAAACAAAAGCAGUUCAUCACCCAGCUCAUUGUGCAGGGUUUGCUGAUGCUUUUGGAGGACACCGUAGAGGUUCGAUGUCGCAAAUGCGAUGAGGCACUGGUGGCAGAAUGCAUUGGUGAUGCUGUGAACCAAUACAGUAAGGUCAUCAAGGACUCCACUGGUGCAUCUAAGAACUGCAAGGUGACAGUGGAUCAGAAAGUUCAGUUGCCCCCAGCGCCGAAUGGCGAUGCUUCGACGCCUUCGUGCUUGGGUGGUGUAGUUUUGGCUUGCCAGAAGGGCACCAUCACCAUUGACAAUACCAUUGACUCACGUUUGCAGCUGGUCAUGGAGCAGGCAAAGCCAACGAUUAGAAAGCUGCUGUUCCAUUGA
This is a messenger RNA of Cladocopium goreaui, 1233 nucleotides long. NCBI's taxonomy places the organism in Eukaryota, Dinophyceae, Suessiales, Symbiodiniaceae. The record is from the annotation of a GenBank genome assembly.